Salvelinus fontinalis (brook trout) is the source of this 11714-nucleotide messenger RNA. RefSeq names its product sterile alpha motif domain-containing protein 9-like. The transcript is spliced from 7 exons. The record is from RefSeq and is a predicted model, not a curated record. Bases 3918 to 8543 code for a protein of 1541 amino acids. Gene Ontology annotation, molecular function: protein binding. Gene Ontology annotation, cellular component: cytoplasm. Lineage: Eukaryota; Metazoa; Chordata; Actinopteri; Salmoniformes; Salmonidae.
GAGUGGCUGCUGCCAACAUACUGACUCAACUCUAGCCACUUUAAUAAUGGAAAAAUGUAUGUAAUCAAUUUAUCACUAGCCACUUUAUAUAAUGCUUACAUACCCUACAUUACUCAUCUCAUAUGUAUAUACUGUAAGCUAUACCAUCUACUGCAUCUUGCCAUCUUAGUGUAAUUAAAUGUAGCACUAGCCACUUUAAACAGUGCCACUUUAUAUAAUGUUUUCAUACCCUACAUUACUCAUCUCAUAUGUAUAUACUGUACUCUUUACCAUCUACUGAAUCUUGCCUAUGCCGUUCGGGCAUCACUCAUUCAUAUAUUUGUAUGUACAUAUUCGUAUUCAUUCCUUUACACUUGUGUGUAUAAGGUAGUUGUUGUGAAAUUGUUAGGUUAUAUUACUUAUUACUGCAUGAUUGGAACUAGAAGUGUAGUAGAGUUAAAAUGGUUAUUCCAUCAAACUUCAAAUUAUUGGAAUAGCACACAACGCAGAACAGAACAACCAGGUUGAGGGUCAGUGGCCAAAGCCCGCGAACAGGGAUAUUCCAAGUUCAGACAGAAGGGGGGAGUCAGAUCGCAAUGAUCGGCAGGAACUUUACUUUUGGUGUCUAUUUUUAAUUGUUGCGCUACUGGUGCUGCCUGUUGGUGUUAGGUAGGCAGUUACAGUAGCUGAAUGAUGUUAACAUCUUCGGGUUUUGUUUCAUUAAAUGUAUUUUAUUUCAUCUGGGUGCUUGUGUCACCUACUAACACCCUGGUACUUCCGUAGCUCCCGAUCUCCUCAGUCCGAGAAAACACCGAGAGAGAAAGGUAUGUGUUGCAGAUUACUCCUUUGUAGAUGUCCAUAACGUGAAAUAAAUAAAACAUCCCAAGGUUAAGGCUGUAGUUAUUGUUAUAAGGGAGUGUGAGACUAUUGAAACAUGUAACUUUCAGAGUUAUAUUGUUAUUAAUAUAGUUUACAGAGUGCUAAAAGUGCUGCUGUUGCUAGCUAGCAUGCCUUUCUGUGAUGCAGACGGUUAGCUGAGCUGCCGACUGGUUGUGGCGUUGCAUUAUGGGAGAUGUAGUUUGGUCCUCUACGGUCCGAAUGGAAUAGAGGCGAUUUCACGUUGUAACUUGUUUAUGUUGCAGUGUUUUUGUACAUGAGUUGAUGUAUUUUGGUACUGUCAACACUGAAAGCACCUAGCAAUGUAUUGGGGAUGUGAGACAGGAUAUGUGUUUUACCUUUCUUCAUGCUCCUGUGUAGAACAACUUGUCAGAUGGUGCAUUGGAGACUGAUGUGUUCCUGUCCUGUCUUUUCACAAUACUAUUGCAGAUCAACAUAAAAGCCUAAAAGACAGCCGUGGUGUCGCUCUUCAUUUCUUGGUUCUCCUGUGGUACAUAAGAAACCCGCUACAGAAGCACAAGCAUUUCGCUACACUCGCAUUAACAUCUGCUAACCAUGUUAUGAACAGAGAGGACAAAGUUUUGUAGACUUUACCCGUUGUCAAUUAAAAAAAUAAGUUCUUUAGAAGGAGUGCAAGGGCAAAUUGAGUUACUGCACACACGCACUUCACAGAGUAGGCGUUCUCUAACGAAAAUAUGCAAAUACAUGCCUUGAACGCGCCAAUAGGAUCCCGCUAGCUUGUUCUUGGCUCUGCCCACCACCUUUCUUGUUCUGCCCACUAUGAUUCUGCACCCAUUGGAAACGACAGGCUAUGGUCUAUCUAGGGUUAGUUAUAAAAAGCUUUGGCGUUAAUCUAUUUCGUGAAAAAAAAAUCUGUUUGAGGCAAUCUGAUUCUCCGUUGUUGCUAUGUCCAUUGCUCCCAGCGAAUUAUAUCGCGGCUUCCACAAAAUUGUGUAGUGUGAUAGCUAGGUUGUCGAGACUACAGCUUUCAUCAUUUAGAAAUAAGUUGAGUAGCUAGCAAAAUGUACAAAUUCUGUACAAUAAUAGCCAAUAUUUGAUUUGUUUAUGGUAUUGUUUUACAUGUUCGUCACUGAGCAGUUUUGUAUUCUGAAAGCGACAAUUGAAUGGCAGGUUGGGAUUACUAAACCGUAAAUGCUGGCGCCCGCUGCAUGCAACUUUGUUCUCUCUACUGUCACAGUUCCCUUCUGAUUCUCUAAUCAAAUGGACCCACCUGCCCCUACCUGUAGAUCUGAAAAGAUUGGAUAGGUGUAGGCAAUGUUGCGGAACUUCAAUCCAGCCUCUCAUAAGGCAAGGUGAUGUAAUUACCAUAUCAGUUAAAUCUAUCAGAUCCUUUCAGAUUUACAUGAGUGGGUGUGGUGCAGGAGCUAAGGGUUGAUUUGGAAUGCUUGCUCAAUUUCACACAUUCUUGACUCUGUAUGCUGUGCUCUCUGGGGGUUUGCUGUGCGAAACCUGUAACCCCCCCUGAGAGAAUGCCUCAGACGAAUAAAGCGAAUAGUACUGCAGCAGGCGGCCCUUGGCGGGUGCCUGCACCGGACCAUGGUGAACCACCUCAAGCCGAGCCCACGGACCUGGCCGCUGGGACGGAGGAGAGGAAGUCCAGGGAGACCUCCAGACAAGUCACCCAGCGAUCCCAAGAAGUACAGGUGAUCUCCUCAGCCCUGGCCCUGCUCACCCCACAGAGGGCCAGACUGCUUCUGCUGUCUCCAGAGCACGAAGGCCACUGUUCCCUGGAGGAGAAGUGGUUCAGCACCAACUACAGCUAAGAGCAGGGUUGUGUUGGACAUUAUAUUCAGCCACCUUCAGAAGGAUGUUGGAUCAUUUUUUUUAAUAGUAUCUCAUUCUGUAAUGACCAUUUACCAUGUCAUUUUCAUGGAAAUACAUGGUAAUGUAUAUACUUUAAAAGAAAGUGCUGCCCUAUUUUUUUGUAAACUUAUCCUUGAAGCCCAGUUACAGGGAUUGACUGAAAUUAGGCCCACAGUCAUUGUUAUCAAUAUCUCGUUCCAGACAAUGUUCAUUCCAUAGAUCACUCCACAUACUCAGUGACAUGAUCGUGUGUGUGAUGUUAAUAUGGUGUGUUUGGCCUGGACUGUGUCUGUGACUGAGCCCUAUCGGCCCUGAUCAGAAGCUGUGCACUGGAUAGGAAAUGGGGUGCUUUGGGAUGUAACCCGAGUGUCCUGUUCCUCUGUCCUGGCAGACCUCAAUGAGGAGUGCAAAAAAAGUAUGAAUGUAUGUACUUGUAAGUCGCUCUGGAUAAGAGCGUCUGCUAAAUGACUUAAAUGCAAAUGUAAAUGAGUGGCCACAGCGCUGGGCCAGAGACUUUGACCUCAACCCUGACCCCCACCUGCCCGCUGAAAACAAGUUCAUUGGUCAGUACAGAUGAUGUACAUUGUUGUGUACCAAUCACAUCCACUCUACAACAUUCACUUUUUGGUCUAUUGAUAUUGUUAUACAUGCUUUGCCAUAUUCAUAUUGCUAUCCCGGUUUUUGUUUCCAUAACAAUGGAUUUCACCCCGAAACCGUCGGACUGUCCAGACACAGAUGUCCCGGUGCGGAUAGUGAACAACGAGAGAGGCUGUCUCUGGUUCAAGAAGGUGUCGUGCCUGGUGCUGUUUGACAUCUUUGUAAACAUCUUGGCCCACAACCUGGCAGAGCUGGCCUACAAGGCUGACAUGGCCCAGCUGGAGUACAAACUGAUUGCCAGGGAUCAUGGCAUGGUCAUCACUGUCAAGGGCUUCAACUACAAGCCACCUCCAACCCUAAAGCUGACCUGCCAACUCAACCUCCCUGCCUCUGUCCCUGUUGAACCUGAUGGUGAAUUACCUGGCAGACUUCACCAUCCUCAUCAAGCCAGAGAGGCUGGGAAAGUGAGUUGCCGCCCUAUGGGACUCCCAAUCACGGCCGGAUGUGAUUCAGCCUGGAUUCGAACCAGGGACUGUGGUGUCGCCUCUUGCACUGAGAUGCAGUGCCUUAAACCGCUGCACCACUCGAAAGCCCUCAUGAUAAGUAAUAUUUGAUUCACAAUGAGCCAUUCAAUGGAGUCUGCAACUCAGAUCAAAAAGUGGACGAAUGAAGAAGUUCAUCAGUGGUUGACGACGCAGGUUAACAUUAACCACAUAUAUGCAGACAAGUUGCUAGAAGAGGAGGUAUCAGGGGAAGUCCUACAAUACUUUCAAAAGAAGGAUCUUCUGGAUCUGAACAUAAAACAUGGUCCGGCUGUGAAAAUUGUGUCAAUGCUUGAGGAAUUGAAGAGUGGAUUACAGCAUAAAUCAAGAUUUCCUGCAUACAUCAAGAAAUGGACACAAGAACAAGUUUGUCAGUGGUUACGGGAAAAGGCGAAGGUAUACCACCAAUAUGUAGAGCGGAUUGUGGAAGAGGAAGUGUCAGGCGAUUGCCUGUUUUGCUUCAAAAAGAAUGAUCUUGUGGAACUAGGCAUAAAACAUGGUCCUGCUGUUAAAAUAAUUGGCAUGCUAGAAAAGUUAAACAGUGGACCAGAGCCUAUAUUACAACCCCCCACACACAUCAACGUUGACCAAGAAAAUCUACAAAAAACACCUGAGAAGCAAGUAGAACUAUGUCAAGCUCCUCCAGUUCAGACUGUAUCCCCCAUGAAGACAGAACCAAACACAGAAGAGCUCAAAAUAGUGGAACCAUCAGGGAAAACGGUUACACGAAAAAAAGAAGUACCAAAACCACAGGCCAUGGGUGCAGAAAUGUUACCGUCCAAGUUCUCAAGAACGUCAAAUUCACUUGCCUUGCUCUACGAUACCCUCGACGACUUACACCUGGAUGAGUUUAAACGCUUUAAGUCUUGUCUGAAAGACGUAAACCUGAACAGUAAACCAAUUGCACGGUGUCACUUGGAGAACAGCAAGACCUGCACAGAUGUAGCAAACGCAAUGACAAAGCACUAUGGGGAAGAGGCAUUAAAUGUCACUCUUCAGAUUCUAGAGAGAAUCGGACACAAUGAACUGGCUGCCGGUCUGAGAAGGAAUUUGGGUCUACAAAAGAUGACCGAACAAGAUCCCCAAAAAUAUUUGAGGAGAGAGACCGAUCAGGGUGAUAAAUUGAAGAGCUUGUUAACUUGUGGAGAUAAUACACUGGACCGCUAUGAUCAAUGUGUCAUUGUUAUGAACAAGAGCUGCACCGAGCAACUAGAAUAUCUUCAGUUUCUGACCAAGUUGAAAUUGUUCUGUGUACUGGACUUUGAUCCAAACUCUGGAACUGAUGGAGCAUGCAGUUUCUACACAAAAUCAAGAGCUGCAAAUCUCCAUUUCCCAGCCCAAUUUCAAGAUGAGGUAAAUGGUGUGAUUAAAAAUCUCAACCUUUAUAAGCAGACGAGCUGGGUAUUUUGCAAUGGGAGGCAUGCCAUCCAAAGUGAAUGGGAUAAAGAGCUGAACUAUGAAGACUGGUUAAAUAAAACAUGCGGAGAUGUAGAACACAUAGUUUCAUUCAUGUGCAAACCUGAAGUUCUCUCAAACAGAAGAACUCUUGUUAUAUUUCUUCUGCUGUCCCCUGUAAAAACUGAAAGAGACCCAGUCUAUGAUAUUUUCAUGGCAUUUUACAAGAAGGAAGGAUGGAGGGAAAUCAUUAUGACCAUUUGUGAAUCUCAAAGCACAUUUGAGAAAUGGAAGGAUUUGAUACAGAACAAAAGUGGGUUUGACAUCACCAAGCAAUCAAUAUAUGAGUUGACGCUCAGUGAAGUCAAUGGCACUAUAAUGGCACUUGGACCACACAAUCAACCAUCAGGAAAACUUCUUCCAUCCUCUGACUCCAGCACUGUUGUUCUCCAACAAAAGGAUGAAGACCGCAUGACGGCUCUAGACAUUUUGUGUCAGAAUCAAUGUGAGAAAGCCUAUGAUGGAAACGACAAAGGGUUUCAAGACUUCAAAAUCAAAGUCGAAGAGGAAUUCUACAGAGGGGGUAAAGUCAAGUGGUGGAACUUCUAUUUUUGUGAGAAACCCAAAGCAAAGCCUUUCAUUAGAAGAGACAAAUAUGACAAUCUAAAAACAAUAGUGAAAUCUCAAGAUCCCAAAACCACAUGUGUUUUGGUAAAUUUGUUCCACCAUCCAGGUUGUGGAGGCACAACGUUAGCCAUGCAUGUUAUGUGGAAUCUACGCAGAGAAUUCAGAUGUGCUGUGUUGAAGGACUAUACAUUACCAAAAGCUGAAGUGGCUUUUCAAGUAAAAAACCUAAUGAGGCUUGGGAGUGAUAAAUCUACACCAGUUCUGCUGUUAGUAGAUGACUCAAAGGAAGCAGAGAACACACAAACUCUCCAGAACUGCAUUCGCCAAGCUGUUGAGGAGGAAAACGCAAGCAGAAGUGUGGAAGAUUCAUUAAACUCAAAAGUCAUCAUUAUCAGUUGUGUUCGUUGCCCUAACCCUGAGGACCAGUACAAAAACUGUGCAACAAAGAGACUGUACAUCACUGCUAAACUGAAGAAAAAGGAACAAGAUGAUUUUGAUGAAAAACUGGUAGAACUUAAAAAAAGUCAUGAAAAACCUGAAAACUUCUACAGCUUCAUGAUCAUGAAGAGCAACUUUGACAAGAAGUACAUAGCUGAUGUUGUGAGCAACACUCUGAAGGACUUGGACAUGAGCACAAAGCAAGCAAAACUCCUUGCCUUCUUAGCACUGUUGAACUCAUAUGAUGCAGAAUCACACAUAUCUACGUCUCUCUGUGAGGAAUAUUUGGGGUUGGAUGGUUCGAAAAUAGUUUUCUGGGGGAACGAAAGUCUAUUUGACAGAAUGGAGCCUUACUCAAAUUUGCUUAAACAAGUAAAUGUUGUGGAGAAACGUGGAAAAUACAAAGCAAUUCGAAUCCUUCAUAAUGAUAUGGCAAAUGCAUGUCUGGAAGAGUUGGACAGAAGCUACAAAAUUAACCUGAGUGAAAUAACCUUGGACAUACUGCACUGCGAUUUGUUUUUCAAAACUGGUGUAGUAAAAGACGCCCUCAUGCUAUCAAUUCAACGCAUGCUGAUUGAAAGGCAGCGCAGGAAAUUGGGAGAUGAAAGAGAUACUCAGUUCUCUCCCUUGAUAGAGAAAAUUCAUCUUCAAGAGGAUCGAGAAAAUUCAAUUUCAAAAAUCCAAGACAUCUUUGUGAAAGCAUCUUCUAGGUUUGUUACAAAGUUAUCUAUUCCUCAAGCUUUUGCAAGGUAUCUCUACCUCUAUGAGCAAGAUUAUCCCCAGGCACUCAUUUGGGCAGAAAAAGCCAAGAUAGUCCAACAAAACUCAUACACAGCUGAUACAAUUGGACAGGUUUACAAAAGCAAUCUGAAACAUAAUAUUCAGAUCGAAAAACAAAAGACUUUAUCCAAGCCAGAGGACUUUGAGACUAACCUCAAGAUAGCACAACAAGCAAUACAGGCUUUUCAAUUGGCUCAAAAGCUAGCCAUGAAGAAUGAAACAGAAGAGGAAACUGAUGAAUAUCUCAUAAAAACACCCUACAACACCUCUGGUUAUGUAGGAGAGAUGGAAAUUACACUGACAGUGUUUGAAAUGAUAAGCAACCUGCCAUUCUUUGAAGGUACUGAUCCAGUGAAAAGGAUGUACAUGCAGAGCUUUCUGAAAGGAACACUACCCAUCACAAAUGUGCCUAAAGAAGAUAAUGAAAUCAACAGUAAAUAUGUUGAUAUUAUCAAAGAACAUACACAAUUUCUCCUUGCUUUGAAACCUCAGGUCAAGAAAGUUUUUGAAUUCUUCAAUGGUUACUUCACAUACAUUAAAGGAAACAAUACAGGAGAGCUUGAAUCAUUGAAUCAGAAGAAAAUCUCAGAUCAUUUCACCAGGUACAUAACACUGGUCUGCUCUUCCCCAGCGGAAAUAUUUAAAGAACGAGCGGACAAACCUAAACUCAGAUUAAACGUGGAUAUUGAAGAGCGUAGGAUGUUUCUCGAGGAAAAUAAUGCAGACACCUUUGCAGGGAUACUUGCAAAGUUACAUCAACAACAAAAUAUAAUGACUGCAGAGGAAGUGAAAAAAAUCACAGAAUCCUAUACAUUCUUGCACAUUCAUUCUGUCCAAAAGAGAAAAGACACAAAAAUUUGCCAAAAUUUGAUUUUGGCAAAUAUAAUUCUCCACACACUAAAGCCAAUAUCUAACAAUGAGAAGUGUCACAAGGAUCUCUGUGAUAUUCUUAUGAAAACAUUGCAAGAUAUAGGUGUGCAGCAUCCAUCCCCAGAGCCAUACUAUCUGGCUUUGUUGUUACUUUGGCCAAGUUCAAAUGAAGAGAACACCGAUAUAAGGACAUAUGUAAACUCACUUCGGAACUCAUCCCGCAGGGAACUGCCCUAUCUGUCCAGAAAGUGCAGCACCAUUGUUCACUUCUACUUGGGUCCAAAAAAAGGAUUACAAAGACUUGUAACUAAACCCAAACUUGAUGAGUGUUUUUCAGGCGUACCACGUGCUGAUUUGGCCCAACUUUGGUGGAGUGAAGGCAUUUUUAAGGAGAGGGAAAUCAUUGACCGUCUCUAUAGGGUCAAUGGAACCGUUGAGCAAUCAGAACUUUAUGCCAAUUAUGGCAAACUCAAAAUUCCAGUUCGGCCAGCCUAUCUGGGUGGAAUAAGAAGUGGUUACAGUAAAGAAAAUGUGUCCUUCUUCUUAGGAUUUGCCAUAGAUGGACCACUUGCGUACGAUAUCAAGUAUGAAUAGGCUAUGAGAAGCCCAUGUUAAAAAGGCCUCAAUGAUUCAACUGUUACGGUCCAAGAAUGUGGUCAAUGGGGGAAGUAUGGAUGAACCACAACCUGACAAUCGAAAAAACAAGACAACCAUUUACAAAACACAUUUGCUUAAUGGAGGCAUGGAUAAUCAAUGCAAGAAACCCACUGAAAGAAAACAAAUCAGAGUCAGAAGAAGAAGUCCAAGCAUGUGGUGGAAAGCAGACCAGUGUCUACAGUCUACACACAGGCUGGAUGACAUCAGAGAGGUGACAUGCAGCGACCGAAACCUCCAAAUGGCUAUCAGCCACAUCCGAAAGGCUGGCCUCAGAGAAUGGCGCAUCUACCCUACUCGCUACAGGGAUACAACACAGCGAGAGCACAUCUAUUGGAGCUGGACGGACUAGUGUUGUAUCAAGACAGGAUCGUCAUCCCAGCUUCACAGGAAGAAGAUGUUCUACAACAGAUACACGAAGGUCACAUGGGGCUGACAAAGUGCCGGAGAAAGGCCCAAGAUGUCUGUGGUUGCCGGGCAUCAGCGCCCACAAAGCAAGAAAAGUGACAUCAUGCAAGUUCUGUACAGAGAAUAAACCAACUAAAAAAAGAGAGAGCCACUUGUCACAACACCUUUAUCUAAAGGGUCUGUGGCAGAUCGCAGUUGACCUGUGUGAGCAAUAGAGGGCAAGAAAUACCUUGAAGUGGUGGACUACUUCUCCAGAGACAUAGACCAUCUACCAACUACCACAAGUGAGAUGGGGGAUUCCUAGCAAACUCGUUAGCGGCAACGCUACCCAGUUUGUCUGUACUGAGUUAGACGAGUUCAGAAAGAAGUAUGGUUUCAUCCAUAUACCUUCUCCAGCCUCUAUUACCUGCAGGCAAACGACGCUGCAGAAAAAGCUGUCAAACAGCUAAACAAAUUCUCAAACAACCAGCUUUAAUGUGCUACCGAGCCACGCCUAUCAGUGCAACAGGAGCAAACCAGCGCAACUCAUGACAGGACGUCAGAUCCGGAUGACCGUCCCCAUGCUGAAAAACUACAACCAAAGCACAUCAGCCACGAUAGUGUGAAACAUAAGGAUCAGAAAGUCAAACAAGCUUCUACAACAGGAGGCAUUCAGUGCGCCCCUUACACUCUGUCAAGGGUAUAGUUCAGGUAAGGGAACUAAUCUUUGGGGCGGCAGGUAGCCUAGUGGUUAGAGCGUUGGGCCAGUAACCGAAAGGUUGCUAGAUCGAAUCCCUGAGCUGACAAGGUAAAAAAUCUGUUGUUCUGCCCCUGAACAAGGUCAUUGUAAAUAAGAAUUUGUUCUUAACUGACUUGCCUAGUUAAAUUCAAAAAAUAAGAGUCAAGCUGGAUGGAGAGAAGGGAUGGAAAACACCAGCAGUGGUCAUCAGCAAAUCUCCAGAGCUGAGAUCCUACGUUGUUGAAACUUAACAUGGCAACGUCGCUCAUCGAAACACCUUCAAGCUGUGCCAGAGUCACCUACUCCGGACAGACAGCACCAGAACAGCGAGUGAGGACAUCACACAGGCCCUGCCUGUGAGCCAGCCAUCUCCUAUACCCUCACUCAGACCACCAACAAGCCAGCCUCACCACAACCGGUGAGAAUGACCUCCAAAGGUUGAGAGGUAAAACUACCCCUGAGGUUUAGAGACACUUGAGAAAACAACAUUGAGACAAAAUACUCUUUAAAUUCUGAAAAUACGUUCUGGGGGGGGGGAAAUGGAGAAAAAAAGAGACAGCAGCUGUUGCAGGGCAGAAUAAUCCCUAUGUUGCUGCGUACAAACGGCUGUCUACCGCAAUGUCCUAGUUGACACAGUUAUGGGAAUUGUUCAUGUGAAGAGCAAAACAAAACAAGGGGGGAAAAAGACUUGCUACUCUGAAAUACUAAUUGUUUGUACUGAAACAGUCCACAAUUGUGAGUAUUUGUACUAGGAAAGGAGAAUGUUAUUGACUUUUGAUUUCUUUCAGAAACCGUAGUGAUGUCUGAUCUAUCUGGGAUUUAUUAGUUAGGCACAGCAUCAUUAACUGGGUGUUACUAACUAGCAGUGUAUGCUAAUAUGACAAACUAAACUGGAUUGCUGCCUGCCUGGUCUCCAUUAGGACACUUGUAGUAUAGGCUACUUUUCUACCAUGACUACCAUGAAGGCAGAUGUUUUACUCUUCCAAUCCUCUGGAUUAUAUUUGGUAGACACUGUGAUUUAGUAAUACUGUUCAAUACCUCUCUCUUACUCAUUGAGACAAGAAUGAGAAUGAUGUGUUUUACUCAGUGUGCAUAGGCGCCAGCACCAAACAACAAGUUUUCUUACUGGGGAGAGUGACGACUAAUGAGGUUACCUCCAGUGUUCGACCUCAGAACUGUAUAUACUUUGAGUCUCUAGUGUUUGGAAAAACAUCCAGUGAGAUUGGAAAUGCUGAUGCAAUGAGAAGAUUAAAUGCUGAUGCAAUGAGGAGAUUAAAUAAUAUAUAUAUAUAUAGUCCUUUCAAUCUGGAUAUUCAAGAAUGUAAAAUAUCUGAAGUUUACGUUCUGCCAUCCUGGGAGAAACCAUGGAAGUAACUGCUGGAAUGACGAAAGACUGUCAGGACAAGACAAUCUAAGUGCUCCUGGAUGCAAUGUCCAGAAAUGCAGGAAAAUGCAUGUGACGUCUAAUAAGUAGAUUUGAGAAUGGAGAAUAAUGAAGCAUUGUGUGUGUGUGUGCGCAUUGUUAUUUUUGGCAUAUCAAGCCAAAAAAAUGAAUAUGAAAUGUUUUGUAUCAAGGUGACACUUAUCUUUAUGUUGCAGCAGGACUGUGAAUACACAUAUCUAUUGUAAAUAUCUCAAUUUCACAGAUAUUGUACACGUUGUAAAAUUGUGGUAAUCAAUGUAAAUAACUGUAGGACCAACUGUACAAUUAUGUAAUGAGCAUAUUGUAUUAUGAGAGAAACUCAUACGAACAACAAGUACAGUUGUACAGGUAUAGAUAUUCUGCAGAUACGAAGGCCUGAAAAAUGUAUUAUACUGUAUGUGUUAUUCUUUAAUAUUGUUGAGUUACUUGUUUAUUUUGAUGGAUUAUAACAAUUUCAAUCUCAGUAAGUUAUCCAAUACAUUCUCUAACUUAAUGAAAUAGGCCUGCUGAUAUUUCACAUGCAGUAAAACCCAUAAAAGUCAAAUGUUUGUCCCAUUGACAA